AUGAGCCAACAAGUUUUGGAGGACUACUACAAAGUUUUAGAGGUUGAUGAUGAUGCACUGGUAAAGCAGGUGGUUUUAGGACUCUGGGAGAAUAAACUAAUGGAAUGUGCUAAAGCUCUCAAAGUAAAUGCUGGAACAGAGCCUGAAGUAGAUCUUGGUCCUGUAAUUAGAAAACAGGUUAGGACUAGUGUACUUUGCAACAUUUUUAUCAAAUGUUCUAGCAUUUUCGAUGCCAAGGCUGGAAUUGCACAGAAUGACAACUUUGUGAAGCUAGGCGCUUGGUUUGACAAUGAAUCUCAUUACAGCACUGCUGUCCUUGACCUGAUCCGACACAUUGCAUCUAUUCACUGA
Molecule: messenger RNA, 351 nt
Organism: Juglans regia (Persian walnut)
Lineage: Eukaryota; Viridiplantae; Streptophyta; Magnoliopsida; Fagales; Juglandaceae
Product: glyceraldehyde-3-phosphate dehydrogenase-like
Exons: 5
Coding region: 1-351 (116 amino acids)
Molecular function (GO): oxidoreductase activity, acting on the aldehyde or oxo group of donors, NAD or NADP as acceptor
Source: RefSeq, a predicted model, not a curated record